Columba livia (rock pigeon) is the source of this 9452-nucleotide messenger RNA. RefSeq names its product inositol polyphosphate-5-phosphatase D (gene INPP5D). Bases 4940 to 8392 code for a protein of 1150 amino acids. NCBI's taxonomy places the organism in Eukaryota, Metazoa, Chordata, Aves, Columbiformes, Columbidae. The record is from RefSeq and is a predicted model, not a curated record. The transcript is spliced from 27 exons. Gene Ontology annotation, cellular component: cytosol. Gene Ontology annotation, biological process: regulation of immune response; negative regulation of bone resorption; phosphatidylinositol dephosphorylation. Gene Ontology annotation, molecular function: phosphatase activity.
UCCCACAAAGAUGCACCUAAGCUCACUGCUUUUUUUCAAAGUAGUUCCAACACCAAGAGAAAAAGGAUCCAGUGAGUUAAACUAAUGCCCCCAGGCAGCACAGUGCUAGUCUCCAGUCUACUGCUGUGGAGAUUUUAGUCUCCGAUCCGCUGCUAAGGCUGUCACCACACUCCUUAACACGUGUGCCUUCCAUUUGGUGGCACUGCCAUGUUUUAUACAACUGAGAACCUCCGCCUGGGGAAUACCUUUCCCUCUGAAGCCAGCUUCUCAUCAGUACAUCAUGAAUCUUUUCAGUCCAACAUUGCAUCACAAUUUACCUGCACCCAGAGCAUGUAAAUUGAAUUGUGGUCUCAGGAUCCAGAAAGUACCAGGAUUGAGGGCAGGAGUUUCAGACCUUGUGUUUAUUCCUGUUCUGCUUUAGGAUCCUAAACAAACCACUUCUACUUCCUGUACCACCUCUCAGCCCUGUUUUUCUCAAUAUAGAUCAUGAAACUUGAGCCGGGGAGGGAGGCAUGGUUUCUUAUAGCCCCAAGAAGUGGGCAGGGCUUUACCAGUGGGCAGUGGGAGCUGCAGCGUUCCUGUCCUCUCAGCACAGCCAGGGCUGCAUGGGCAUUCUCUGGAAAAUGAAAUGGAAAUGCCCACGCUACCGCAGUCUGCCCUGCUAUUCAGAGUGGGUCUACGUUUGUUACUUCCUAGUUCAGAUGACAAUUAGCUUCCCACACUAGAAAUACAGAUUUCUGCCAACUCCACGUGAACUCACAGCUCACAUGCACCAUGUUACUUAGGUAUUUCCACAUGUGCUUCAGGGGCAGCAGUUUUUCUUCAAGCUCUGCACUAUAUCUGAAACCAGGGUGAUCAGGUUAGUGAGGACAGUCAAGUGCUGACUCAUCUGUGGGCUGUUGAUAAGAUUUUUGGAUUGUGUGUCCUGGUUGCACACACCCAGCCUGGCUCAAGCAAGAGCCACUUUUGGGUGGCUCAGGCUGUUCUUAGGAGCCCCACUCAGCUGCAGCACUGCACGAACACAGCUGUAUUGCCACCAAGGCAAGUUCCAGGCUCUCAGUGCCAUGCUUCAGAGGGCUGUGUGCCCAGGGACAGCCACCAGCAUCAGUGUCCUGUCCCAGUUGGUGUCACAAGCUUCAGCUGUUUUCUGUUGAGAUAUCUCUGCCUUGCCACAGCACUUCUCUUUCUGCGAAGGAACUGGCAGCUGGACACUAUGCGAGACCUGACCUGGCGCUGUAUGUGUUACUGUGGCAUGUCACCAAAGUUAAUCCAUGUUCCCAGGGCAGUGGGCAACGCUGUGCAGAGGAACCUGCGCAGGCUCUGCGGGCUGCUGGUGUGGCGCCAGCACUCAGCUGGAGUGAAUAACCUGUCAUUCUGAUCUGGCUCUGCACCGUAUGCUGCAGGCUGUGUGUAGUAAUGCACAAUUUUUCCCCCUCUUCUGAUGUAUCUCAGCCUUAUUGUCCUGAAUAAUGUGUUUUGGCAUAUCGUGCUGGUAUCAUGAUGUGUUGUGAUGGUAAGACAGGUGCCCAGAACGUGAUACGGCAUUUAUAAUUAUUUAUAGUACUGAGGGCAGCUGCUGAGGUGUCUUCAUCCUCUCUGGGGAGGGAUUACUGGACUACUGCUGGAUCCAGACAGUGUUAUUAGGGCUCCAGGGGAUUUUUAUGAAUGAAACCUUUUGAAAUCUACUCGAUCUGUUAAGGAAAUACGAUCUACUAGAAGUAAAUGCAAACAGAUAUGUAAGAUUCUCUUGGGAUGGUUGUUGUGAUUGUGAGGGAUUUCUUUCAUUUACAUGCUGUGGGAUGCAGAGGGACCGUGGUGGAAUACCUCGGUGCGCUGAGUUGCCAGGAGCUGUAGGUUGGAUAUCAGGAGCAGGCUAAAUAAAGUGUGUUGUUAACUUGUGUUUUGAAGACACACCACCUCCUGUUUUGCUCUGCUUUAUUCCAGUUCUGUGGGAGCGGCAGGAGAAGGGGGCUGGCUGCUUCUGGGGAGGCAGAGAUGCAAUCAGAGUUGUAAUUGAGGCUCAGAGCAGAAAACUUUCAUGUUGUUGGCUGCUGCUCUUGGUGUGUUGUUCCAGCUGGGCCAGGCUUUCUCGAUUGCUUGGCUGUUGACUUUUGCAUAAAACAAAAACUACUUCACAUGCAUUAAAAUAUCAGAUUUUUUGAAAUAAUAGUUCUCCUGUGCAAUGACGUAAAAUCUGUUGAAUAGGAAGGAGUCUUGAUUCUCAUUAAAAAGGGGUCUUCUAGUCCUAUGGAAUUAGGUCAGAUGUUAAAUUAUUAUAGCAAUCAGUAGGUAUUUCUCAUUUCUGGGCUUAAAAAUAAAUUAAAAAGACAUAGUAAAAUUUCAGUACAAAAUCCUGAGAUUAGCCUGUAUUAGUUACAAAUACGGGCCCUGAUGGUGCAGUGAGCCCUUUUUUGCCUGCAUGGUGCUCCUCCCCGAAGCCAACAGUUGUCUUCCUGCCCAGAUCUGGGCUGUCGUCUGUCAGGUGUUUUGCAUGGUGACAGCAGGUUCAGAAGAUGUGUGGUAUCACAGGUACAUACACAGCGCUUGUGACGUGACAGCUCUCCCUCUGCCACUCUGUGGAGUUCUUUCACCUUUAAAGCUGCAAGUUGCUUCACUUUCCUUUGAGUCUUGGAGAGUAGAUUUCAGGGUUUUUUACACAGAGCCUGUUCUGGCACUAGUGGAAUGACACUGUCAUUUUUUUCCAUGGUUAAAUUAACAAGUUCAAGUACAAGUGGCAGAAAAAGAGGUGCAUAUUUUUGCAUUCAGGCUGAAGAAAAAAAUAUUUGCAUAUGUCCUUCCGACAUUUUGUGGCGUGCUGUAUAACCUGCCAUUGGGUUUCUGCAUCUGCAGCAGCUCUACAGCAGUUACCAUAGUCAGGAGCCCCUCUCACCUGCCAUAUCUGGCAUCAAACUGGUAUCCCCACAAAGCACACCAGGCCACAGAGGUUACAGUCAUAGAUUUUUUUUUUUCUUUAAAUACAAUAUCUCUUCUUUCCCUUUCCCUUUUUUUAUUUUUUUUUUUUUUCCUGGGACUGCUGAAUUUUCUCUUCCCAUUACUUGAGACUUCAAAAUAUGGGCAAAUAAAUCCGUGGCUUGGAUGAAUGAAACUCGCAUCCUGCUGAUGAAAACAUAUUUAAGGAAGCAGGAGUAACGAAAACCCCUGGAAACACAGCACUGUAACAAGAAGUAGGGAUCUUUGUCCUUAGGCUGAGAACAGUUAGUCAUCUGUGUUAUCCUGCAGACUCUCACUGUAGUAAAACACGGAGAAGUGAGAAGCUAAGGCAGGAUGAGAGCAAAAAAUGUAGUUACUCAGAGAUCCAGGAGGCUGGAAAUCAGCUUUCUUCUCUAUAAAAAGAAAUGUGAUUUUUCCCUUGCUCAAAUGGGGAGUCAUAAUUAAUGCAGAGUUGUUGAAAGUUUGGGGACUAGCUGAGUGUAAUCACGAUCUUGAGAGUCUCUUCCAGCCAGAAUUAUUCUAUGUUUGCACAAAGAGGGUCAGAGCAGCAAAGGAGUCCUUGAGAAUCACGAGUUCAAACUAAACACUAAACUAAAGCCACUAAAACUCUUUCUAAGUUCAGCUCUUGCCAUCCAGAUUAACAGCAGGUAAAACUUUCCUACACUGUCGCUUAAUGUGUCUCAGUUAUACAACUAGCCGAGGUGUCAGCAUGACCCUCAUCACUGCACAAUCUCAAUUCCUUGUGAUCUUAGCAUUUCCUCAAUGAGGGGAAGUGCUCUUGUUCCCAUUUUACAAAUGGGGAACUCAGUCCCAGUCUGUUAAGGAGGAUUGGGUUACCAAAAAUAAUUUUAAAUAGCUGUCCCUUGCUGACUUUCACUGGAUCAGAAGAUGUGUGUGGUGGUAUCAGUAUUCAUACCCCUUCGUCUUCGAUAUGUGGUCAAAGCUGUCACGUAGUCAAAGCUGAGUCGUGUCUCUGUAGUCAGUGGGGAAGAAACAGGUUUGUGACCUGAAUGGGGAAAUUGUCCUUAGCAGGUCCUGUCUCUGCUGCCUGAAUAGCCCAGAGAACCCCUUAGACUGCCAGACUUGGCGGGCUGCAGUUGGGUAAGGGGAUCCCUAUUACAGCUGACUCUCAAAAGCUGCUAUUGAAAAACUGUGGUACUGCCUUUGCCUAAUGCUUUACCCUGUAUUGCCUUUUAUAUACUCCGGUUUUAAAAGCUCACCAGCAGGAGUAUAACCUGCCUAGUGAGUGAGGAUGCUUGAAAGAGGGGGUGAUAAGGAAGAAGACACUGGAGUUGGCUGGUCAGUAAAUAUGUAUUGGUAUAGGGUCAUGCUGGAACUGUCUCUAAAAUCCUGUGCAGUUUGAUUUCUCUAGAUUUCUGGUUCGUCUCAAAUAGGAGCUCACAGGCUGUGUUAUCUGACAGCUGUUUGGCAAUCGGGCUGCAGCGCAAUCAGUCGUUUCUCCGUGUCAGCGAGAUUGCAUCUUAGUUUAUGCUCCUAGUCUAUCAGAUAACACUUUACAGGUCAUUUCCAGGAUCAAGCCCUUGCCUCUUCGCCACUCUGUGUGAGGACUGAGGGCAGAUAUCCUGAUUGACAAAUGUCAGUGUUGCACAAACAGGGCUGUCACCAAAGAAGCCUUUGCUAAAGCCACUUGAGACAGAGUCAACCUAGUAAAUAGUUUUGGGAACGGCUUUGGCUUGUUCCAGAAGGUGGAGUCUCCUUAAGAAACUGGGGCAUCUGCAUAGCAGGUUUUUGGUAGCUCAGUGCCAUGGACAGAUACCAUAAUCGUGUGCUGUACACUCCUGUGCUGUGUGGCACAAUCUGGCCUCUGAGUUGGAGGCAGGCACGGCCUCCCCGUGCUUUUCCAUGGGCAUGACCUGAUGCUUUAGCUCAGUCACGAAACAUUCCCAUUCUGCAACCCAGAAGUUGAACCAGACACACGUGUCCACCACCCCAGGGCUCAGGCCUCGCCAACCACUGCUGCUUCCAUAUGGCAUCAGAGGGUGUCCCUGUGAAGUAUUUUGAGAACUUGGAGGAACUGAUAGAGUUUUACAAGAAGGAGAACAUGGGUCUGGUGUGGCACCUCAAAUACCCAGUGCCGCGGGAAGCAGAGGAGGCUGCAGAUGAACUGGAGGAGGAUGCUGACCUGGUACCAACGCCUCCCAUCCUGCCGCCACGCAACGUCCUCGUGGCAUUGCCGAGCAGCGAGACAAAGGAGGUACCGUCUCUCCCUGAAAACUCCAGGGUGGCAGAUGUUAAUAAACUGUCCCUCUCUGAGACGCUACUCCAGCGACUGCAGUACCAGGACACAAGCAGUGUCUCUGACGAACAUCUUAAACUCAUCCAGGAUUACCUGCGGGUUCACAUCAUUAGUGACUUGGAGAUGGUGCAGACUGGCUCAAGCAAUCUUCCUCAGCUGAAGAAACUGCUUACGCUUCUUUGCAAAGGACUCUUCAGUGAAGCCUCCCGGACUCUCCCAUCCCUGGAAUCCAUCCAGAAAGUUUUUGAGCAGCAGCUGCACCCCGGUAUCCACCAGCGCUCACAGAUGCUUGGUGAAGCUAGUCCAGUCAAUAUUGUAUCGAAACUCAACCAGCUGAUUUCUUUGCUGUCUUCCAUUGAAGAAAAGGUGAAAACACUGUUGAUUGAAGGUCCUGAUUCAACACACCGAUGCUCCCUUAUCCCCCCUGUCACUUUUGAGGUGAAAGCUGACUCCCUAGGAAUUUUCUCAAAAAUACAUCUCAAGGUUGAUGUGGAAAUGGGAAAACUGAUUAUCAAGAGAGCUAAGGAUGGUCCAGAAGACAAGUUUUAUACCCACAAGAAAAUCUUGCAGCUUAUCAAGUCCCAGAAGUUCCCCAACAAAUUGGUGAUUGUGCUGGAAACAGAAAAAGAAAAAACACAGCGGAAGGAGUAUGUUUUUUCUGAUUCCAAGAAGAGAGAAGGCUUUUGCCAACUUCUGCAGCAGAUGAAGAAUAAACACUCAGAGCAACCAGAGCCUGAUAUGAUCACCAUCUUCAUUGGGACCUGGAAUAUGGGUGCUGCACCACCCCCAAAGAAGAUCACCUCCUGGUUUCUCUCCAAGGGGCAGGGGAAGACCCGUGAUGACACUGCUGACUACAUUCCUCAUGACAUCUAUGUGAUUGGCACCCAGGAGGAUCCCCAAGGGGAGAAGGAGUGGCUGGAGACCCUGAGGCAAUCCCUGCAGGAAAUUACCAGCAUCAGCUUCAAAGUGAUAGCAAUCCAUACACUCUGGAACAUCAGGAUUGUGGUACUAGCCAAACCAGAACACGAGAACCGGAUUAGCCACAUCUGCACAGACAACGUGAAGACAGGCAUUGCAAACACACUGGGUAAUAAAGGAGCUGUGGGGGUGUCAUUCAUGUUUAAUGGAACCUCCUUUGGGUUUGUUAACAGUCAUUUGACUUCAGGAAGCGAAAAGAAACAUAGACGCAACCAGAACUACACGAACAUCCUGCGCUUCCUGACGCUGGGAGAUAAGAAACUGAGUCCGUUUAACAUCACUCAUCGCUUUACUCAUCUUUUCUGGCUGGGAGACUUGAACUACCGUGUGGAACAGCCCCCAACGGAAGCAGAGAAUAUUAUCCAGAAGAUCAGGCAGCAGCAGUAUCCGGAGCUGCUGGCUUUUGACCAGCUUCUCAUCGAGAGAAAGGACCAAAAGGUGUUUCUGCAGUUUGAGGAAGAAGAGAUUACCUUUGCUCCAACCUACCGUUUUGAAAGAGGUACCCGGGAGAAGUAUGCUUACACCAAGCAGAAAGCUACUGGGAUGAAGUACAAUUUGCCAUCGUGGUGCGAUCGAGUGCUCUGGAAAUCAUACCCCAUGGUGCACGUUGUGUGUCAGUCCUAUGGCUGCACCACCGACAUCACGACGAGUGACCACAGUCCUGUCUUUGCCACCUUCGAAGUGGGAGUCACCUCGCAGUUCGUUUCAAAGAACGACUCCAAAUACACGGAUUCCCAAGGGGAGAUAGAGUUCCUGCACUGCUAUGCUACUCUGAAGACCAAGUCCCAGACCAAGUUCUACAUUGAGUUUCACUCUAGCUGCUUAGAAAGUUUUGUAAAGAGCCAGGAAGGAGAAAAUGAGGAUGGGAAUGAAGGGGAGCUCGUGGUAAAGUUCGUCGAUGCGCUUCCAAAGCUGACUCCAAUCAUUUCAGACCCAGAAUACCUUCUGGAUCAACACAUCCUGAUCAGCAUUAAGUCAUCCGACAGUGAUGAAUCUUAUGGGGAAGGCUGCAUCGCCCUGCGAAUAGAAGCAACAGAAUCCUUAGUUCCUAUCCAUACUGUGCUGACACACCAUGGUGAGAAAACAGGGGUCUUCCAAGGUGAAAUCAAGUUACAAACAUCACAAGGAAAACAGAGAGAGAAACUGUAUGAUUUUGUCAAGGUUGAACGUGAUGAAAUAGCUGGGCAGAAACCAAAGAAUGUCAGCAACUUGGAGCCUGGCAAAGACUGGGAUCAGACUAACAGCAGAAAGUCAAAAUGUACUCAUCUGAUGGCCAGAGAGGCAGCAGCCGUUGCUCGCUAUUGGGGAAGUGCUUCCUCUUCUCCAGAGAACCCGGGAAAGGAGGAUAUGUUACGUUCCACUCCCACAGACAUCAGCAACCCCAACUACCUGGGGAUGGCUGCUUUCUCUCAGCAGCCCUCUGCAACCAGCCAGCUUAAGCAGAUCCCUUCACCAGACCAGCCACCUUCUCUCUGGAGCUACGAGCAGCAGCCCAAGGAGACGACCUCCAUAAUGGGACAGAGUCAGUCAUCCUCCACAUCACCCUCCUUGUCCCCUCUAUCUCCAAAACCGUCCCUCCAGCCUCCAGCAAGCAGAAGCAUUUGUAGUCGGAGUCAAGAAUACCUGCCACCUGAACUGGGGAAAACCACAGCAGAGCCUUUGCUUCAGGAGGAGGGACAGCAAAAGCCAGAGAUGUUUGACAACCCCCUAUAUGGCUCUAUGGGCUCCAAGGCCAAGGUGGCUCCAAAGAAGGAGCAGGACUACACCAAGGCUGUGCGAAAAGAGCAGCUGCCGUUGCCUGAUCAGAGCUUUCAUCUUGCAAAGUCACAGGAGCCCGAGAGCAGCAAGAGCACCAGCAAACAACCAGCACCACCUUUCCUGGUCCCCACGCAGCGAUUUCGGUCCUAUACCUGCUCUGGCCAAUCUGAAGAAAAGAAUACAGGUGAAAAGACUCAAGGCAAAUCCAAGAUGACUGUGUCAUUAGAAAACUCAGCGCCGCUGAAAAAAAUGGUCAAGCCAUCAAGGUCUGAAGUCAACCCAAGCCUCCAGGGCCAGCAGAACAAGCCGCCCCUUCCCUCCAAGAGCCGGGCAGUGCUGGACAUGCAGAACUCCAAGGGCCGAGACUAUCGGGACAGCUCAGAGCUGCCGCACUCCGAGAAGCACCGGACGGAAGAGGGACCGAUCAGCAGGACGACGACACCGUGAAAACGCCACAGCAGAUGGCACCUGAGGAGGAAUCCUGAUGGAAAGAAGGAUGGAGAUCACAACUUUGUCACACUGAUGUCCUCUGGUCUGGUUCUAAAAAGACGGGGGAUUUUUAUUUCUGAGGUUGUAUCCCUCUCUAUGAUUAUAAAAGUGUUCUAGACUGAGAAGUUUAUCCUGUGUGGCUCAUACCAAGAGGAGCCAGGACCGCGAUACCAAAGGCAAGUUAGCCUUUUGUAGUGUCACUUUGGUACUCCUGUUAGGAGGCAGGUGGUUAAGUACAUGCGUUAGUAAAUGUUUUGAAAAAGAGGAAGGUACGGUAUAAGGACCAGGAGAGGGAAGGGGUGCAUUUACGGAACCCUCUUUAUACAAAAGCAAUUUUUUUAUUUUGUGUUACAGGAUUCCUAUUAAAGAGCGGUAUGUAAAAGAAAGCAUUUUGAAAGCGGUACAGCUUGAAAAGCACCUCCUGUCCAUGGAGCAAGGAGGUAGGGGAGGGCAGGAGAAGAGUUUGAAUAGCAGAUAGUGGUGAAUGUCACACACUGUCCACAGAGCCAGCUCUGCCUCUGGUGUGAGCUCCCAGGCUGCAGCCGUGUUACUUGUGCCGAGUGUGAGGGCUGGCCCUUGGCACUGUAGCUCUUUUUUGUUUUCCUAGCAGGAUACGCUUUUGUACCCCUAACAAAUAAAGGGCAAUAUCAGAACUACAUGCAGAGGUGGGAGAUGAGGCAGUGUCCGUGGGCAGCCUAGGAGUUCAGCUGCCAGGAGGGACGGACAGCUGUCAGUCCAGCCUGUCUUAAAGCAAGCACUCUGCCUUGGAAGGACACUGGCCGGCUGGUUGUGUAGCAUUCCUAAUAGAUUAAUGCUGACCUUACUGUACACUUUUGUUCAUUGACUGAGAAUGAAUAAUGUUAACAUACUUGUAAUUUCUGUUAUAUUCAUGUUAAGUAUUAAUGCCAUGGUUACAAUUAGGCUAUGCCUGUUUGUGACUUAAUCAUUGCUAUUGUUUCCAUGUUAAUUACUUAAAAAUAAUAAAAUAGUCACCUUUCUGAUCAUUCUUUACUGAAAA